CUAAAAGACCCAUUUCAUAUACCCAAUGCAAUUUCACUGAAGACGAUUUGGAUUCUAUGCUCCAGAAAAACCAUCUCAUUUUGGAGCUUUGAUAUUUUCCACAAAAGAAGAAGAAGAAGACAGACCCUUCUUCAUGUUUCCAAUCAAACCUCGUCCAGACAAACCCAUUUGCAACCCAUUUUUUAUGCACAAAAUCUCUAUCUUCCAUUGGGAAAUCAGCCUUCAUUCUUCCAUUUGAAAAACCAUCUUAUGUUGGAGCUUUGAUCUUACCCAAAAGAACCCACUUUGCAAGCACGACCAGCUGUUGUUCCAGCAAAUCUCUUAUCCUCCAUCAAUCUAUGGACGAAAUCCACAUUUGGGUACUCUCCAUUUCUCUCAUUCUCCUCCUCCACACCACAAAUUCGGCAGACGAAGCAGAAAAACAAGCCCUCCUCAACUUCUAUCAACGUCUCUCUAAUGGGACCCAUCCAAUUGAUCCUGAUUUUGGUUGGAAUGCCUCUUCUGACCCCUGCUCAGAUCGCUGGAAUGGGAUAACAUGCAAUUCUGGGUCAUUCAUUAAGAAAGUAGCACUCGAAGGCCUUAGCUUCAAUGGAAUUCUCGAUGCCAAUUCCAUCUGCACCUUGAAUUCUCUCACCGUCUUCAGCAUUCAAAACAACAGCAUCCAUGGGGAGAUCCCGACCGAGCUUGCAAACUGCAAGCAACUGACACACCUAUAUGUCAAUGACAAUAGAUUCUCUGGAAGCCUCCCUCCCUCUCUCUCCCGCUUAAAUAAUUUAAAACGGCUCUUUCUCUCAAGCAACAGCUUUUCAGGAGAGUUGCCAGAUUUUGCAAGAAUCUCUGGUCUAGUAACAUUCCUCGCUCAGAACAACCAAUUCAGGGGAGAAAUACCCGCAUUCGAUUUCUCUAACCUUCAGCAAUUCAAUGUCUCUUUCAACAAUUUCAGUGGCCCUGUUCCAGAACUCAAUGGCCGUUUCAAUGAUACAAGUUUGCUCGGUAAUCCCUCUUUGUGUGGAAAGCCACUGCCUAAAGCAUGCCCACCUUCUUCUCCACCUAUGAAACAGCGGUCGAAAAGUCGGUCGGUAGAACGGAUUCUCAUGUACUUGGGAUACAUUCUUCUUGCCCUUGUUUUCUUCAGCUUCAUUGUUUACAGGAUAAUCCGUCGGAAGAAGAAAAGAGAAUCCAAGAGCAACAACAGCAAAACGAAGAAGGAGGUGGUAACCGAAAGCAAAACCAAAGCUAGUAGCGAAUACAGUGGUUAUAAGACAGGCGGGAGUAGAUCUGAGUUUUCAAUCCCUUCAUCAACGGGAAGUGGUGUGGUGUCAUCAGCUUUGGUCAUUCUUUCAAAAUCGAAGAUGAGGGAUUUGACAUUCGAGGAGUUGCUCAAGGCUCCGGCUGAGUUGCUCGGCAGAGGAAGGUACGGUAGCCUAUAUAAAGUGACAUUUGAAGAUGAGACCACUCUGGCUGUGAAGCGGAUUAAGGACUGGACAAUAUCAAGCGGAGAUUUCCGAAGGAGGAUGGAGAAAGUAGACAAAGUGAGGCAUCCAAAUGUGCUGCCUGCCAUGGCCUUUUAUUGCUCAAAACAAGAGAAGCUUGUGGUCUAUGAAUAUCAGCAGAAUGGAAGUCUCUUCAAUUUUCUCCAUGGAACCCAAAGUGAAAAAAAUUUUGAUUGGGGUAGUAGACUGAGUGUUGCAGCAAGCCUUGGUGAGGGCUUGGCUUUCAUGCACAAAGAGCUAUAUGAAGAUGGGAUUUCUCAUGGGAACCUAAAAUCCUCCAAUAUCUUGAUUAACAACAGCAUAGAGCCAUGUAUCAGUGAAUAUGGCUUGAUGGUGAUAGACAAUAAGGCCAUCUCAUCAGUGGACCAUGGUAACAGUUAUAAUGCCAUCUGUCCCAGUCCAGGCGGCCCAAGUCUGUUCAAGGAUGAUGUGUACAAUUUUGGUGUCAUUCUUCUUGAGUUAUUGACGGGGAAGCUGGUGCAGACUAACGGGUUCGAUUUGGCUACAUGGGUGCAUUCGGUGGUAAGAGAAGAAUGGACAGUUGAAGUCUUCGACAAGGCCCUGAUCGCCGAAGGUGCAAAUGAAGAAAGGAUGGUGAACUUACUACAGGUGGCAUUGAAAUGCAUAGAUCCUUCUCCAGAGGCUAGGCCAAGCUCUCAACAAGUUGCUAACAUGAUCAGCAUCAUUAAAGAAGACGAUGACAGGUCCAUUGUCUCUGAAACAUGA
Magnolia sinica is the source of this 2219-nucleotide messenger RNA. RefSeq names its product probable inactive receptor kinase At2g26730. NCBI's taxonomy places the organism in Eukaryota, Viridiplantae, Streptophyta, Magnoliopsida, Magnoliales, Magnoliaceae. Gene Ontology annotation, molecular function: protein binding; ATP binding; protein kinase activity. The transcript has 2 exons. Gene Ontology annotation, biological process: protein phosphorylation. The record is from RefSeq and is a predicted model, not a curated record. Bases 339 to 2219 code for a protein of 626 amino acids.